GGACAUUCUACGAUUCCAAAUGACGCUCCCCGCGGCGUUCCCAGGCCCCCCUCUGUGCCAACAUUACAUAACAACCUUCUGACUGGGGACGUCAGGCAGAAACUCUCCGCUAAGUUUACAGUUUUCAGAGUUUGACCUCCAAAAGCCCAACAGCUAUGUCUGAGAAAGUUAUUCUGCACUAUUUCAACGCCAGAGGGAAAAUGGAGUCAAUCCGUUGGCUUUUGACAGUUGCAGAAGUGGAGUUUGAUGAGGUUUACCUGACAACCAGAGAUCAGUACCUGAAACUUCUGGACGAUGGGUCGCUCAUGUUCCAACAGGUCCCCAUGGUGGAGAUCGAUGGCAUGAAGCUUGUGCAGACAAAGGCGAUCCUGCAUUACAUUGCAGAGAAGUACAGCCUCUAUGGAAAAGACAUCAAAGAGCGUGUCAUGAUCAACAUGUACUCAGAGGGACUGAUGGAUCUCAUGGAAAUGAUCAUGAUUCAUGCCUUUGUCUCGGGCACCAAAGCUAAACUCGACGACAUCCUAACUAAAGCAAAAGAGCGCUACCUGCCGGUGUACGAAAAGGCGCUGAGUGGACCCGUUUACCUGGUGGGAGGUAAGCUAAGCCUGGCAGACGUGCAGCUGCUGGAAUGCACUUUGAUGCUUGAGGAGAAGUUCCCUGCAAUCCUCGCGGACUUUCCCAACACCAAGGCCUUCCAGGGGAGGAUGAGCCAAAUUCCUUCCAUCAGCAGGUUCCUGCAGCCGGGCAGCAAGAGGAAGCCGCAGCCAGACGAAAAGAUAAAAAAGACGGUCAUGGAAGUGUUUAACCUCACAAACCUAAAUCUGUAAUUUCUCCAAGAAGAUCUAAGACAGGGGCUGGCAAUCCCAGUCCUCGAGGGCCGCUGUCCAGCAGGUUUUACUUGUUUCUCUGCUUAAACACACCUGGUUUGAAUCUACUAGUGAUUAACAGGCUGCUGCAGAGCCUGAUGAGCUGCUGAACAGGUGAUUAAUCCAGAAAUCAGGUGUGUUGGGGCAGGUAAACAACUAAAACAUGCUGGAUAGCGGCCCUCGAGGACCAGGAUUGCCCACCCCUGAUCUAAGACAUUCCUCACAUUUAUAGUGAUUUCCUAAAGCAGCCAUGGCUGCAUUAACACGGGUCCAGCACAAAACAACUAAUCAUGUGUAGCAUGCUGUUUUCUAACGUCACUACUGAGGAAACAUCUGAAACCUCUUUUGGACGUUUUGCAUAACAACAAACACGCGUUUUUUAAUCACACCGUUAUUGAAAUUGUGAUUCAUUAAAAACAUCUCAGAUGUGUUAACCAGUCGUACAACCUAUCUCUAAGACGUGCAAAAUAAAAUGUAUUCUUGUU
Messenger RNA from Nothobranchius furzeri (turquoise killifish), 1351 nucleotides. Its product is annotated as glutathione S-transferase. Lineage: Eukaryota; Metazoa; Chordata; Actinopteri; Cyprinodontiformes; Nothobranchiidae. Gene Ontology annotation, molecular function: glutathione transferase activity. Gene Ontology annotation, biological process: glutathione metabolic process. The record is from RefSeq and is a predicted model, not a curated record.